Molecule: messenger RNA, 5001 nt
Organism: Nanorana parkeri
Lineage: Eukaryota; Metazoa; Chordata; Amphibia; Anura; Dicroglossidae
Product: A.superbus venom factor 1-like
Exons: 43
Coding region: 1-4995 (1664 amino acids)
Cellular component (GO): extracellular region
Molecular function (GO): protein binding; endopeptidase inhibitor activity
Source: RefSeq, a predicted model, not a curated record
AUGGGGUGUAGAGCUUUGUGUCUCUUACUGCUGGGUCUCCUUGCCGGGUCCACCUAUGGACAAUCGUGUACCCUGAUCACCUCUAAUGUGUUGCGGGUGGACAGCGAAGAGACCUUCUUAGUAGAUGGACAUGGCACUGCUUUGGAUGCUGAAAUUAUAAUCCAGGAUUUCCCCAAGAAGAAAUUUGUUAUUGCUCAGGGCAGGAUCUCUGUCAAUAAUGACAAUGGCUUCCUGGGAACAAGCAAAUUCUUGGUUCCAUCAACUAACCUGGAUAAAGACCCAGAAAAGAAGCAGUUUGUCUAUGUCAUUGUGCGAUCUGCCCCCUGCAACCUGGAGAAAGUUGUUCUGGUCUCCUAUCAAAGCGGAUAUAUCUUCAUACAGACUGACAAACCUCUCUACACCCCGGGAUCAACAGUUCUCUAUCGCAUCUUCAGUAUGACCCCAGACCUGAAGCCUAUCAACAAGCCGGUGGUAAUAGAAGUCCUGACUCCGGAAAAUGUGAUUGUAAAGAAGGAUACCCUCCGGCAAAUAAACAUAAAAGGAAUCAUUUCCGCUAAUUACAAAAUAACGGAUCUUGCAAGUUUGGGAAUUUGGACCCUGUCGGCAAAGUUUGAAGACACCGCUCUGCAUAACUUCACCACACAUUUUGAAGUGAAAGAAUACGUUCUACCCAGUUUUGAGGUGAUAAUAAAAGCAGACAAGAAAUUUUACUACAUCAGUGAUGAAGAAUUCAGAGUUGAAAUCCAUGCAAAUUACCUGUAUGGGAAGCCUUUGGAUGGUGUGGCCUAUGUGCUGUUCUCUGUGACCAGAGAGGGUGAAAAGAAAAGUCUACCAGACACUCUAGAAAGGAUUACGAUCGAGGAUGGUGAAGGCGUGGCUGUUCUAAAACGAGUAAACCUAGUGAAGUACUUCCAGCAGGAGAGGGACAUGCUUCAAUGGAGGCUGAGUGUAUCUGCCACGGUCAUCACUGACUCAGGUAGUGAUAUGGUGGAAACCGAACUUACCGACAUCCACAUGGUGACUUCCCCGUACAAAGUUCUCUACACAAAAACCUCCAAAUUUUUCAAACCCGGGAUGCCCAUGGAUCUAACGGCAUUUGUCACCAACCCAGAUGGGUCUCCAGCACACCGUGUCCCUGUGGUAGCAGAACCAGGAACAGUGAGAGGGACAUCACUGGAAGACGGAACUGUCCGGCUGACCAUCAAUACCCGCGCAGAUAUAAGCUCGCUUCCAAUAACUGUAACAACAGCAGAUCCAAUGUUAUUACCUAACCAACAAGCAAAUGCUCCUAUGACAGCCACUGCAUACCAACCACGUGGUGGCAAUUUUCUGCAUCUCGGCAUUCGCGGUGGGGAACUGAAAAUUGGUGAAAACGCUGCUAUCAACUUCAUUAUCAGGAACACUGACCCAGGAGUUCAGAACCAGAUCACCCACUUUAAUUACAUAAUCCUAAACAAAGGUAGAAUAAUGACAACUGGAAGACAAGCCAGAUUACCAGGCCAAUCCCUUGUGACUUUGCUGAUGCCAAUAACACCAGAAUUCAUCCCAUCCUUCCGCAUAGUGGCCUAUUAUGUGGUCACAACUGGAGCAGGCCGCGAGGUCGUAGCUGACUCUGUCUGGGUAGAUGUGGCAGAUACCUGCAUGGGAACGCUGACGCUUUCAGGUGACAGGGACCGGGACAAUGCAGUUCAACAACCUGGAGCUUCUAUAAAACUUAAGCUGAAAGCUGACCACUUGGCCAGUGUGGGGUUGGUAGCUGUGGAUAAAGGUGUUUACGUGCUGAAUAGCAAGGAGAAGAUCUCCCAGACCAAGGUGUGGGAAUCAGUAGAAAAAUACGACACUGGCUGCACUGCGGGAGGUGGUGCUGAUGCUGCAGGAGUGUUUUAUGAUGCUGGACUGGCACUAGGCAAUGCUUUCCAUGGUUCCACCACCCAGAGAUCAGAAUCUUUGUGUCAAGCAAAAUUGAAGCGCAGACGACGUGACACAGCAGCAUUAAUUCAAACAAAGAACACUAAAGCAUCCAACUAUGAAGGUCUUGAGAAGACGUGCUGUGAGGAUGGCAUGAGAGACUUGCCCAUGAAGGUCAGCUGCGAGAGCCGUGCUACAAAUAUUGCAGUUGGAGAAAAGUGUGUUGUUGCCUUCCUGGACUGCUGCAGACACAUUGAGAAGAUAAAAGAAGCAGAGGACACAAAGGACGAGUUUGGAAGGAGUGAUGCAGACCUUGAUUUUGUUGAUGAUGCUGACAUAAUCUCCAGGUCAGAAUUCCCAGAAAGCUGGCUCUGGAAGAUAGAGACAAUGAAUGAAAAACCAGACAAUGGGAUUUCAUCCAAGAUUCUCAGCGUUUUCUUAAAAGACUCAAUCACUACAUGGGAAGUUUUGGCUGUGAGUCUGUCUGAAAACAAAGGAAUCUGUGUGUCUAAACCACAUAAUAUUCAGGUCGCGCUAUCCUUCUUCAUUGAUCUCCGACUUCCAUAUGCUGUAAUCAGGAAUGAACAAGUUGAGAUAAGAGCCAUUCUCUACAACUAUGGCAACAGUAAACAAAGAGUACGUUUGGAGUGGACUUACAAUGAACAAUUCUGCAGUCUCGCCACUUCCAAGAGCAAAUACCGUCAAUUUGUGGAUGUAAAACCCGCCUCAUCCGUAGCCGUACCCUUUAUCAUUAUUCCACUGACCUUGGGCUUUCAUGAUGUAGAAGUGAAGGCAUCUGGGCAAGGUAUCUCAGAUGGUGUGAAGAAGAAGCUGAGGGUCGUGCCGGAAGGAAGACGGGUUGUGCAGACCUUAACAAAUGUCGUCUUAGAUCCCGAAGGAAAAGGAAAAGGCGGAGUGCAGGAGGAGUUAAUCAAAACAGUAGAUAUCAAAAAUAUUGUUCCAAAAACAGACGUUGAGACCAUUGUCACUGUCCAAGGUACAUCAAUUAGUCAACUAGUGGAGAAAUCCAUUGAUGGAGCCAAUCUGAAUCACUUGAUCACUGCUCCUUGGGGUUGUGGAGAACAGAACAUGAUGAGUAUGACUCCUACUGUGAUUUCCACUCAUUAUCUGGAUGCUACCGGUCAGUGGGAAAAAGUAGGCGUACAGCGCAGAACAGAGGCCCUCCAGCACAUCAGUAACGGAAUAACAAAACAGUUGACAUUCCGCAAAGCAGAUGCUUCCUAUGGUGCCUGGAUUGACACACCAUCAAGCACAUGGCUCACAGCUUAUGUUGUGAAAAUUUUUGCCCUAGCUCAAGGGCUCAUCAACGUUGACAGAAAUGUACUGUGUGACUCUGUGAAAUGGCUUGUAUUGGAGAAGCAGAAACCAGAUGGCUUAUUUGAGGAAAAUGCCCCAGUAUACCAUCAGGAGAUGGUGGGUGGUAUUACAAAAGGAGCUGUUGAACUAGAUUCUACACUCACAGCAUUUGUCCUUAUCGCUAUGUUGGAAAGUGAGGAAUCCUGUACUGGAACUGUAAAUAACCUGCGAAACAGCAUUGACAAAGCUAUAGCAUACAUUGAGCAGCAGUAUCCAGUUAUCAAUAAACCAUAUUCCAUUGCCGUCACUUCUUAUGCCCUGGCCAGAGCUGGAAGGCUGGUGAACAUCAAUAAACUCAUGUCUGCAUCUACAGGUAACAAUCACUGGCAGGAACCCGGCUCCCACCACCUAUCACUGGAGGCUUCAUCCUAUGCACUCCUUGCUCUUUUGAAAAUGAAAGAAUAUGAGAAGGCUGGAUUAGUAGUUCGGUGGCUUACAGAGCAGAGAUUCCAUGGGGAAGUGUGGGGAUCAACACAGAGUACAAUAAUGAUUUUCCAAUCCUCUGCUCAAUACUACCUGGAUGCUCCAGGCCUAGCAGAACUGGAGAUGGAUGUCACCUUCAAACUUCCUGGAAGAUCAGGAGCCACAAAAAUUCGUCUAAACAACAACAAUGCUUUGAACGCCCGCUCAGAUCAGACUAACCAAGGUGGAAACUUUGUGGUUACUGCAGCAGGAAAAGGACAAGGAACAUUGUCGGCAUUUUCUGUGUACUAUGCUAUUGAGACAGAGAAAGAGAGACAAUGCAAAAAUUUUGAUCUGUCUUUGAAAGUCCAAUUCUGUACAGCUAAGGGACCAGAGGGCACCCUUUCUACUGUCUCACUCACCAUUUGUACCAGAUACCUGAAGUCCCAAGACUCUGGCAUGUCCAUAUUGCAAAUAUCAAUGAUGUCUGGCUUUGAGGCAGAUGUUAAUGACCUGACAAAGCUUAAAAGAGGAGUGGACAGAUACUCCAUUUCUGCAUUCCACCACCGUAACCUGCCAGAGAGAGAAGAGCAAUUGAAACAAAAAGGGGAGGCAACAGUGUUCCAAAGAGAGAAGAGCGCUGGCUGCCACAGGACCGUGGAUCAGAUAUCUCACAGUGAGGAGCGGUGUCUGAAGUUUAAUCUUCACCAGUACUUCAAAAUGGGUCUCAUCCAACCUGCAUCUGUCACUGUGUAUGACUAUUACUCACCAGAAAACCGUUGUACCAAAUUCUACCAUGUGGAUGAGGACAGCAAACUUCUUGGCAAGAUCUGUGUAGGAGAGGUGUGCCGCUGUGCUGAAGCAAACUGCGUCAUGCAACAACGGUUAGACAACGUGGACGAUAUUAAACGAUUAGAAAGUGCAUGUGCACAUGGAGUAGACUAUGUGUACAAGACAACACUCAGUGAAAUCAAGGAGGAAAACAACUAUUUCACCUAUGUGAUGACCAUUACACUUAUUAUUAAAGAAGGAACGGAUGUGGUUCAGGUGAAUGAGAAACGCGAUUUUCUCAGCCAUGCAAAGUGUCGUAAUGCUCUAAAUCUGGUGGUGGGCCAGGACUAUAUGGUGUGGGGAGUCUCCAAAGAUCUGUGGAACCCCGGUGAUGGGUUCUUCUACAUGGUGACAAGGGACACUUGGGUCGAGAGGUGGCCAAAUGCAAGGGAGUGCCAGCAACGUCAGUAUUCAAAGCAGUGCGAUGAACUUAACAAUUUCUCAGAUGAGCUGCAACUCCAGGGAUGUCCUCAAUAAACUGCA